This is a messenger RNA of Lates calcarifer (barramundi perch), 4211 nucleotides long. RefSeq names its product NLR family CARD domain-containing protein 3-like. The record is from RefSeq and is a predicted model, not a curated record. NCBI's taxonomy places the organism in Eukaryota, Metazoa, Chordata, Actinopteri, Centropomidae. The transcript has 11 exons. The coding region runs from base 109 to 3543 and encodes 1144 amino acids. Gene Ontology annotation, molecular function: protein binding.
GUGGAGUCUGAGUCAGUCCAGGUAACAGCUCACCUGUGUCACAUCUUUUCUCUGCAGGUGUGGAGUGGAGAGUUUUCUUCUUCAGCUCUUUGGAGUUUGAAUCAAGUCAUGAGUGAUGAGGACAGAGAGAAGGGAGUCCCUCCCUCUAAAACCACUCUGUGUGGGGAACAUGAGAGCCAGACCAAAGCUCAGAGCCCAGAGCAGCAGAUACCACACUCCACUGGACCUGGACCUGAACCUGGACCUGGACCUGGACCUGGACCCAGCUGUGUGUCCAUGAAAAGCAACCGGUCAAUUACUCCUCCUCUUAAUUUCCAACAAUCUACUGAUGAUAGGAUCCAGCAGCAGAGACCAGACUCUCCUGGACCCAGCUGUCUGUCUUUAAAGAGCGACGAGUCGAAGGACUGGGAAAUUAAUUUUAAAGGGCGACGUCCAUCAGCUGAUCAGAUAGUGGACCAGGAGAGCUCAGAGGUUCCCAGUGGUCAGUCUGCCCAGCAGCAUCAAACACACCUGGACUCCAUAUUUAUGCUGCUGGAGGAGAACAUCGUCACUUUUGUGAAGAAGGAGCUGAAGAAGAUGCAGAAGGUUCUGAGUCCAGAUUACCCAGAAUGCUUAGAGAGUCAGAGGGAGGAUGAGGAGGUGUUGGACGGUGAGGAUGAAGAGCAGAGGAGGAGCAGCAGAGAGGAGUUUCUGAAGAUCACACUGAACUUCCUGAGGAGAAUGAAGCAGGAGGAGCUGGCUGACUGUCUGCAGAGCAGAUCUCCUGCUAUGUGCCAGCACAACCUUAAAUCUAACCUGAAGAAGAAGUUCCAGUGUUUGUUUGAGGGGAUCUCUAAAUCAGGAAACCCAACCCUUCUGAAUCAGAUCUACACAGAGCUCUACAUCACAGAGGGAGGGACUGGAGAGGUCAAUGAUGAACAUGAGGUCAGACAGAUGGAAACAACAUCCAGGAAACCAGACAGACCAGAAACAACCAUCAGACAAGAAGACAUCUUUAAAGCCUCACCUGGAAGAGAUGAACCAAUCAGAACAGUGAUGACAAAGGGAGUGGCUGGCAUUGGGAAAACAGUCUUAACACAGAAGUUCACUCUGGACUGGGCUGAAGACAAAGCCAACCAGGACAUACACUUCACAUUUCCAUUCACUUUCAGAGAGCUGAAUGUGCUGAAAGAGAAAAAGUUGAGCUUGGUGGAACUUGUUCAUCACUUCUUUACUGAAACCAAAGAAGCAGGAAUCUGCAGGUUUGAAGAGUUCCAGGUUGUGUUCAUCUUUGACGGUCUGGAUGAGUGUCGACUUCCUCUGGACUUCCACAACACUGAGAUCCUGACUGAUGUUACAGAGUCCACCUCAGUGGACGUGCUGCUGACAAACCUCAUCAGGGGGAAACUGCUUCCCUCUGCUCGCCUCUGGAUAACCACACGACCUGCAGCAGCCAAUCAGAUCCCUCCUGAGUGUGUUGACAUGGUGACAGAGGUCAGAGGGUUCACUGACCCACAGAAGGAGGAGUACUUCAGGAAGAGGUUCAGAUUGAAGAAGCAGGCCAGCAGGAUCAUCUCCCACAUCAAGACCUCACGAAGCCUCCACAUCAUGUGCCACAUCCCAGUCUUCUGCUGGAUCACUGCUACAGUUCUGGAGGAUGUGUUGAAAACCAGAGAGGGAGGAGAGCUGCCCAAGACCCUGACUCAGAUGUACAUCCACUUCCUGGUGAUUCAGACCAAACUGAAGAACAUCAAGUAUGAUGGAGGAUCUGGGACAGAUCCACUCUGGAGUCCAGAGACCAGGAAGAUGAUUGAGUCUCUGGGAAAACUGGCUUUUGAUCAGCUGCAGAAAGGAAACCUGAUCUUCUAUGAAUCAGACCUGACAGAGUGUGGCAUCGAUAUCAGAGCAGCCUCAGUGUACUCAGGAGUGUUCACACAGAUCUUUAUAGAGGAGAGAGGACUGUACCAGGACAAGGUGUUCUGCUUCGUCCAUCUGAGUGUUCAGGAGUUUCUGGCUGCUCUUCAUGUCCAUCUGACCUUCAUCAACUCUGGAGUCAAUCUGCUGUCAGAAGAACAACCAACCUCCCAGAAGUCUGAAACAAGAAAAGAUGACUCUGCAGAGACACAGUUCUACCAGAGAGCUGUGAACAAGGCCUUACAGAGUCCAAAUGGACACCUGGACCUGUUCCUCCGCUUCCUCCUGGGUCUUUCACUGCAGACCAAUCAGAUUCUCCUACGAGGUCUGCUGACUCAGACAGGAAGUGGUUCAGAGACCAAUCAGGAAACAGUCCAGUACAUCAAGAAGAAGGUUGAAGAGACUCCCUCUGCAGAGAAAAGCAUCAACCUGUUCCACUGUCUGAAUGAACUGAAUGAUCGUUCUCUAGUGGAGGAGAUCCAACAGUCCCUGAGUUCAGGACGUCUCUCCACAGACAAACUGUCUCCUGCUCAAUGGUCAGCUCUGGUCUUCAUCUUACUGUCAUCAGAAAAAGAUCUGGACGUGUUUGACCUGAAGAAAUACUCUGCUUCAGAGGAGGCUCUUCUGAGGCUGCUGCCAGUGGUCAAAGCCUCUAACAAAGCUCAACUGAGUGGCUGUAACCUCUCAGAGAGAAGCUGUGAAGCUCUGUCCUCAGUUCUCAGCUCCCAGUCCUCUAGUCUGAGAGAUCUGGACCUGAGUAACAACGACCUGAAGGAUUCAGGACUGAAGACUCUGUCUGUUGGACUGAAGAGUCCACACUGUUCACUGGAGACUCUCAGUCUGUCAGGCUGUCUGAUCACAGAGGAAGGCUGUGCUUCUCUGGUCUCAGCUCUGAGAUCCAACCCCUCCCAUCUGAGAGAGCUGGACCUGAGCUACAAUCAUCCAGGAGACUCAGGAGUGAAGCUGCUGUCUGCUGGACUGGAGGAUCCAGACUGGAGACUGGACACUCUCAGGGUGGAGCCUGAUGGAGUUCGAUGGUUGAGACCAGGUCUGAGGAAGUAUUCCUGUCAACUCACAUUUGACACAAACACAGUGAACACAAAGAUCAAACUGUCUGACAACAACAGGAAGAUGAUACGUGUGGAGGAGGAUCAGUCAUAUCCUGAUCAUCCAGACAGAUUUGAUCAGUGUCUUCAGCUGCUGUGUAGAACUGGUCUGACUGGUCGCUGUUACUGGGAGGUCGAGUGGAGAGGAAGGGUUGAUGUAUCAGUGAGUUACAGAGGAAUCAGAAGGAAAGGAGACAGUGAGGACUGUGUGUUUGGAUUCAAUGAUCAGUCCUGGAAUCUUACCUGUUCUGAUGGUGGUUACUGUUUCUGUCACAAUAACAAAAGAACAAAUAUCUCCUCCUCCUCCUCCUCCUCUUCCUCCUCCUCCUCCUCCUCCUCCUCCUCCUCCACCUCCUCUGUCUCUAACAGAGUAGCAGUGUAUGUGGACUGUCCUGCUGGCUCUCUGUCCUUCUACAGAGUCUCCUCUGACUCUCUGAUCCACCUCCACACCUUCAACACCACAUUCACUGAACCUCUGUAUCCUGGGUUUGGGUUCUGGUUCAAGUCCAGCUCUGGUUCCUCAGUGUCUCUGUGUUCAGUGUAGCAGAGUCUGAUAGUUCAGUCUGUUUAUGUCUGUCUCUGUCACAAUUUCAGAUUAAUGUAUUAAAUCAGUUUAAUUUUAAAACUCUUCUAAAUGACUCCUUAUAAACUUCUUCCUCUUACAGUUCUUUAAAAAUAUAUGCUAUGAUUAUUACAGGAUAAAACUUCUGUUGAUGUUCCGUUCCAAUGAACAUAACUUUUCUAGGAUGUUGAGAUCUAUGAUUUCUGUCUUCUGACUCCACCAUGUUUAAUAGCCAAUCACAGUGUCCCACAUCAUCUAAAGUGGACAGCAGUACAGACACACCCCCUUUUUCAGCAAACAUGGAAUUAAUCGUAUUGUUAAAGAACAUUGUGUUUAAAUUGUAUUUAAAUGUGAGCUGUUAUAUUACUUAUACAUGUCAAAAUAUCGUUGGAAAGAUAUAUAGCCUUUAUUGAUUUUUUCAAUCAAAAUCUGUCCAUUGGAAUGGUCAGCAGAUCUGAAUGUCACAGAUUUCCUAAUUAUUUAAUCAGCUUAUUAAGCAUCUUACUGAUGAUGUACAGAAAAUAUCUAAUAUACUGCUGUAACUGAGGAUGAGUUUUAUUAUUCUGUUAAAUCAUACAUGCAGUGUGUUUUAAAGCAUCACUUAAUUUGUUUAUAUGAGUGCCUUUGAAAUAAAACCCACCAUUACUAUA